Molecule: messenger RNA, 1849 nt
Organism: Cololabis saira (Pacific saury)
Lineage: Eukaryota; Metazoa; Chordata; Actinopteri; Beloniformes; Belonidae
Gene: gps2
Product: G protein pathway suppressor 2
Exons: 11
Coding region: 178-1188 (336 amino acids)
Biological process (GO): regulation of transcription by RNA polymerase II
Cellular component (GO): transcription regulator complex
Molecular function (GO): transcription coregulator activity
Source: RefSeq, a predicted model, not a curated record
CCGGAAGUGCAACUCUCACCCGGGCAGGAAACUCCAUCUGUUUACGUUUUCGGCGCAAAUUUAGAUCACAUUUAAUUCAUUGCAGCAGAGCUAUAUAAAGAAAACUACUGGACGGAUUGGUUCUUAUCAAAAGACAAAUUCAACACGACAAAACUGGCCCCUCCACUGCCCAUCACCAUGCCCGCCCUGCUGGAGAGACCCAAGCUGUCCAACGCGAUGGCCAGAGCCCUCCACAAGCACAUCAUGAGGGAGAGGGAGCGCAAGAGGCAAGAGGAGGAGGAAGUUGAUAAAAUGAUGGAGCAGAAGUUGAAGGAAGAAGAGGAGAGAAAGAGGACAAAAGAAAUAGAGGAGAGGAUGUCACUGGAGGAAACCAAGGAACAGGUAAUGAAGAUGGGAGAGAAACUUCAGGGGCUCCAGGAAGAGAAACAUCAGCUUUUUUUACAGCUCAAGAAAGUUCUCCAUGAGGAGGAAAAGCGACGCAGAAAAGAGCAGAGUGAUAUUACAACAUUGACAUCAGCCAGCUAUCAACCCAGUCUGCCCAUGCACACAGGACAGCAUCUCCUCAGUAUUCAAGGCAGUCCAGUCAGCCACAGUCGACCAGGCGCUCUCCUCGGAGAACGGAGCAAACAGCUGUUCUCCACUGCUGUGAUCCCUGGCCGUCAUUAUCAGACUCCCGGGUUCAGCGCCAGCUCAGCAGAACACGGCCAGUUCAGCGGAAGCCAAGGAGUCCACGAGUCCUACGGGGUUUCUCAGUCCCAGCUUCCUUCCUCUUACGCCGCUGGACCCUCAGUACCAGUCAGUUUUGCUAGCAGCUCUCAGAUCAGAGGUGCUUCUGCAUUUCAAGCUAUGCAGUACCUCCCUCACCAGCAGGCGGGUUACCCCGUCCAUGGUCACUUCACCUCUCAGCCAGGAAACUUGUCUCCUGCAGGAUACAUCCCCGGAGCGUCAAUACCCCUGCAGAAGCAGCUGGAACAUGCCAACCAACAGUCAGGAUUUACUGAUGCAGGCGGGUUGAGGCCAAUGCAUCCCUCUGCCAUGCAUCCUUCUGCUCCAGGUCUGCUGCCCACGCCCAUGGUCCAGAUCCCCACUGCUAAGACCCCGUUCCAGAGCUCUCCACAAAGUGCCCCUCGUCACAGCUUCCUGCCCCACAGCCAGAGUGGCCAGAGGUUCUACCACCACGGCAAGUAACUCACAGCCUCGUUCAAAACAUCUCUCACUGGGACUUCACAGCUUCUUCUGAAGAUUCUUGAGAUCCCCGUUGGACAUUGCAGUUGGUUAAAAAAUGCCAUAUCAUCUUGUGCUUUUCUUCCUUGUAGAGGAUGGUUUUGUUGAUCUUUCUUCUGACUGUAUAAAUUCAACAAACAGUUCUCAAACGUAUUUGCUUCUGUGACAUUCGACUCUUGACCCCCACCCAAACCCUCCAUCACUUAAAAUUCAUUUGUAAAAUAACUGUUUUUACCAUGAAGCCAGAGGUGCAAAUUUGCAUAAAAUUGUUAAAUAUUAUGUAUAUAGUUGGACUGCCUCGCCCACAACUUGAUCUGAAGUGCAAUCAUCAGUGCAGAGGUGAACUUCCUUUUUUCUUUUUUCAAAUCUGGUUUUUAUUUUCAGAUAUUCAGAUUUAAGUGAUCCGUUUUUGGUCAUGUUCAUCUUAUUAACACUAGUUUGACUCUUCUUGUUAAUCAUGAGACCCGUUAGGAUUGAUUGAUUUGACCACAUGAUCACCAUCUUUCUCAAAAUGAUGGUGGGUGCCCAGUUUCUUCUCUGCAGCACAAAUCAAGUUCACAUCUGGUCUAGUUUGAAACAUUUGCUUAAAUGUUGUUAAAUAAACAAUAAACCACAUCCAAAAUUU